This is a messenger RNA of Cajanus cajan (pigeon pea), 2684 nucleotides long. RefSeq names its product BEL1-like homeodomain protein 1. Gene Ontology annotation, biological process: regulation of DNA-templated transcription. Lineage: Eukaryota; Viridiplantae; Streptophyta; Magnoliopsida; Fabales; Fabaceae. Gene Ontology annotation, molecular function: DNA binding. The record is from RefSeq and is a predicted model, not a curated record.
CCAUUUCAAAAGUUCCUUGAUGCUCAUCAAGGGGUGUUAGGCUGCAUUAGAAAAGAGAGGGUCAAAUCAAUAGAACUUCCCCUGUUUUGAUCUGUUCGCAGUUGGGGUGGAAUUGCAGGUGACACUGUGACAGAGAGCUUUUCCUCUUGCAAGUGAAGGCACUGAUACAACACUACACACACAUGUUUUGACAGAGACGAUCAUGAACCACGUGCACACUUCAAUUUCCCUCACACCAGGAUCUUUUGUGUCAGAAGACUAACAAAUUAGCUUCAAUUAUCGACAAUUGUUUGAUGGGUUGAUCCAAAUUCACACUCCAAAUCAGAUUCGCGACACAGAAAGUGUGAAUAAAGAAAAAAAUUUCAUAUGGCGACAUAUUUUCAUAGUAACUCCGAAAUUCAAGCCGGUGCUGACGGCCUUCAAACCCUCGUACUAAUGAACCCCGGCUACGUCCAAUACUCCGACACGCCGCCGCCGCCGCCACCCCACGGCGGAAAUAUCAUGUUCCUCAACUCCGCCACCACCGUCGCCGGCAACACCUCCCUGCAGAGCCUCCCCCACGCGCCGUCCCCCCACACGCAGCAAUUCGUCGGGGUGCCGCUGUCGGCCGCCGCGCAAGACCCGCCGCCGUCCAUGCACCACGACGUCUCCGCCCUGCAUGGCUUCCUGCCGCGCAUGCAGUACAACCUGUGGAACACAAUUGACCCCGGCGCGGCGGCGCGUGAGGCCUCACGCGCCGCCACCCGGGGGCUGUCGCUGAGCCUGCAUGCGCAGCCCGGCGAGGACGUGCGCGCGUCGUCGUCCUCCGCCUCCGGCGCCUCCAACGGCGGCGGCGUGGCGGGGAUCCAGAGCGUGCUAUUGAGUUCCAAGUAUUUGAAGGCCACGCAGGAGCUUCUGGACGAGGUUGUCAAUGUUAACAGCGGAAUUAAGGUUGAACAAGCGAAGAAGAGCUUCGAGAAAACUAAGGUGGUUGUUGAAUCCUCAACCGCCGCUAGCGGCGACGGUUCUGCUGGCGGCGACGGAAGUGGGAAGCGUAGCUCAGAAUUGUCAACUACUGAGAGACAAGAAAUUCAGAUGAAGAAAGCAAAGCUUAUCAACAUGCUUGAUGAGGUGGAGCAAAGGUACAGGCAGUACCACAGCCAGAUGCAGAUUGUGAUAUCCUCAUUUGAGCAAGCUGCGGGUAUAGGAUCUGCGAGGACGUACACUGCACUUGCACUGCAAACAAUUUCAAAGCAAUUUCGGUGUUUGAAGGAUGCUAUAACGGGGCAAAUUAGAGCUGCAAACAAGAGUUUGGGAGAAGAAGAUUGUUUGGGGGGCAAAAUUGAAGGGUCUAGGCUCAAAUAUGUUGACCAUCAUCUAAGGCAACAGAGAGCUAUUCAGCAAUUGGGAAUGAUCCAUCACAAUGCUUGGAGACCCCAGAGAGGGUUGCCAGAGAGAUCGGUUUCUGUCCUACGUGCUUGGCUCUUUGAACACUUUCUGCACCCUUACCCCAAGGACUCGGACAAACACAUGCUUGCAAAACAAACAGGGCUUACCAGGAGCCAGGUUUCAAAUUGGUUCAUAAAUGCAAGAGUUAGGCUCUGGAAGCCAAUGGUGGAGGAAAUGUACUUGGAGGAGAUGAAAGAGCAUGAACUAAAUGGGUCUGAGGAGAAAUCAAGCAAGAGUGGUGAAGAUCCUGCUUUGAAAACACCAACCUCACAAGAGAAACGUCCUACCUCAGAAAUCGAAUCUAAAAGCUUCAGUUCCAAACAAGAUGUUUCCAAAAGCCACAACACUCAAAUAGCUUCAACUUCACCAUCAACAUCACCUACUGGGGGAAAUCUCAAGAACCAAUCAGGAUUCAGUUUCAUGGGAUCAUCAGAGCUAGAUGGAAUCACACAAGGAAGUCCUAAGAAACCAAGGAACCAUGAAAUUCUACACUCUUCGAACUUGGAUGUGAAAUCCAAUGAGGCAAGCAAUGAACAACUUUCAAUGGACGAGAGACAAAGCAGGGAUGGAUACUCUUUUAUGGGAAACCAAACAAAUUUCAUUAGUGGUUUUGGACAAUACCCUAUGGAGGAAAUUGGUAGGUUUGAUGCUGAGCAAUUCACACCAAGGUUUCCAGGUAAUGGAGUUUCCUUAACUCUUGGUCUUCCACAUUGUGACACAUUGUCAGGGACACACCAAACCUUUCUCCCAAACCAAAACAUUCAACUAGGAAGAGGGUUGGACAUUGGUGAACCAAACCAGUUUGGUGCCUUGAACAAUUCCACUUCUCACUCUUCAGCAGCAUUUGAGAGCAUCAACAUGCAGAACCCGAAGAGGUUUGCUGCACAAUUGCUACCAGACUUUGUGGCCUAAAUAGAUAGUUGGUAACAUUGGUUAUAUAUGGGUUAAGGGUCUCUCAUAUUUUCUUCUAAUCCAUGUGCUUGUUAUGGGGAGUAGUGAUAAAUCUUAGUGUAAAGAAAGAAGGAAAUUUACUCUAGUAUAGGUUUAUACCUUUGCAUAGAACCAUUUGAGUUCUUAGAUAGUUUAGAGAUUUGAAAGUAUAUGGUUAUUUGAGGUUGUAUAUUAUUUUUGUAAUUUUUGAAAAUGGGAUAGAUGGGUUGGUGUCAUAAAAUUUCAAUUGGUAAAGAUAAGAAUAUAUCUUCGAUUGAGAGUAUAUGUCAUGUAAUAUUUUGCAAAUGCUCACUCACCUUUGUUUU